Messenger RNA from Alosa sapidissima (American shad), 2672 nucleotides. RefSeq names its product ring finger protein 13 (gene rnf13). Gene Ontology annotation, molecular function: ubiquitin protein ligase activity. The transcript is spliced from 10 exons. Bases 215 to 1378 code for a protein of 387 amino acids. Gene Ontology annotation, biological process: positive regulation of DNA-templated transcription; protein ubiquitination; ubiquitin-dependent protein catabolic process. Gene Ontology annotation, cellular component: cytoplasm; nucleoplasm. NCBI's taxonomy places the organism in Eukaryota, Metazoa, Chordata, Actinopteri, Clupeiformes, Clupeidae. The record is from RefSeq and is a predicted model, not a curated record.
CUCACUCACAUGAAGGAGCUGUGGGAUUAUUGUUGACAUUCUGAUUUGCUGACCUGCCCAGCUAACGGAAUGCAAGCGUAGCGUAGCUGACGAAUUGUUUGGAUUGUGUACAUUGCAAGUGAAUGUAAUGACUUUAACAGUACUUUACUUUGUCACCAAGAUAUCACCACUAUCUAAUGUAAAGCAAAGGUUUAGCUGUGAGCGGGAAUGAAAAAUGCUGCUCUCCUUGGGGAUGCUGAUGUUGUCCGCCACCCAGAUCUACACCAUCUUUACCGUGCAGCUCUUCGCCUUCCUCAACCUGCUCCCGGUGGAGGCGGACAUCUCAGCGUACUCUUUCGACAACAAGACAGAAAACUUCGAUGACCUCCCGGCACGCUUUGGCUACCGGCUGCCCAGUGAAGGACUGAAGGGCUUCCUGAUUGGGGCGCGGCCAGAGAAUGCGUGCGAGCCCAUCGACCCGCCGCCGGCGCGGGACAACCUGACCGGGGCCUUCAUCGUCCUCAUCAAGCGCUUCGACUGCAACUUCGACAUCAAGGUUCUUAACGCCCAGAAAGCCGGGUACAAGGCCGCCAUUGUUCACAAUGUGGACUCUGAUGACUUAAUCAGCAUGGGAUCCAAUGAUUUGGAUGUUUUGAAGCAGAUUGACAUUCCGUCUGUAUUUGUUGGUGAGGACACGGCCAACUCCUUGAAGGAGGAUUACCUCUAUGAGAAAGGUGGCCAUGUGAUCCUCAUGCCGGACUUCAGCCUUCCGCUGGAGUACUACCUGAUCCCCUUCCUCAUCAUCGUAGGAAUCUGCCUCAUCCUCAUCGUUGUCUUCAUGAUCACCAAGUUUGUUCAGGACCGACACAGGGCCAGGCGGAGUCGUCUCCGCAAAGACCAGCUGAAAAAGCUGCCCAUUCACAAGUACAAGAAAGGUGAUGCGUAUGACGUGUGUGCCAUCUGUCUGGACGAGUACGAGGAAGGCGAGAAGCUCCGGGUCCUGCCCUGCUCACACGCUUACCACUGCAAGUGUGUGGACCCCUGGCUGACCAAGACCAAAAAGACAUGUCCAGUGUGCAAGCAGAAGGUGGUGCCGUCGCAGGGGGAGUCGGACUCCGAGUCCGACUCGGGCGAGAGCAGCCGCGAGGAGAACGAGGACGCGUCGGAGAGCACACCUCUGCUGCGCUCGCUGGCCUCCACCAGUGCCCACUCCUUCGGCACCAUGACCGGCUCGCCCUCAGCGCACGGCCACGAGUCCUCCGACUAUGAGGACGACGACGACGACGACAUGGACACCAGUGACGAGAGCGAGCCCGAGGAGGUCACCGUGGAGACAGUGGUGGUGCAACUGCAGCAGUCGCGACCGGACAAGGACGAGGACGAGGAGGCCAUGGCGUGAGAAAUCACACCACUCCCACCUCCCUCAGCACAUUGCACCCCAUUUGUUCCCCUAGUCAGUCAUUCAGGGGUUCUACCAGCGGGCUCUACAUUAAGAAUGUGUGUGUGUGAGAGUGUGUAUCUGUGUGAUUCCUACCCCUCUUUAUUUUUGGUCUCUCCUUUCUCAGUAAAAUGCACAGAUCACAAAACUCACACAUUUUCAUCAUGGUUGCUAUGUAAAAAAAAAAAAAAACAUUCAAAGGGCAGUAGGAAAUCUAUCGCAUGGAUAAAGAGGGGAUGGUAAACUGUAUUUUGUGGAGUGGGUGACAAGUGGCCUGGGGUUCAUUUCUCACUGUGAAUAGGUUUGAGGAAUCCAAAAGUUCAAAGGAAAUAUACGCUUGUCAUACGCUAAGGAAUGAGUGAGUUUGUGGCUGCGUGUGUUGAAAGCGCUUUUUGUAUAUAUACUGUGUAAUGUGUAGCUCACCACACAAACUACAUCAUUUAAACAGAACAAACAUUGAUUUUACUUUCUAGCUUGUUAUAUAUUUUUCUUCAGCAGGUACUGUUGAGGAGUUAGAAUGAGGUGGAUUUUCGGGCUUCUUCAAUAUUGUACAUACACUUGCUGUAUAGAAUGCUCCUAAUCAAAAUGACUAUGCAGCUCCCUUUUGUAAAAUUUCAAUAUUUUUCCCUCCUGAAAAGAAAACGACAUUAGGGACUUUUUUGUCAAUACAUUUCUUAACACAGAUUGAGUAUUAAGGCUCUUCUAUGGGAAUGUAAUCUGCUUUUAAAGCAAGUGCUAAAGGUUUGUCUACAUGAGGGAAAAAAAUGAAGCCAAACUGGUCUUAGAGAUGUAUCCGACCGGAGAAAGAAAGCAAAGGGGGCGGGGCUUUGUUUUCUGUGUGUCUUCACAGGUAGCCUCUGGGAUUGUCAGACAUGGAAGGCUAGAAAAAAAAACAACUUGCUUGAACUAUACUUACAUUUCAGAGUACGCACCCAGUCUGGAUUUUAGUAAGUCACCUAACUCAAAGGGACAACUCUCUCUGAAUUAUUGAGGAAAGUGUCAUACAGAGAGAGAUUACAAUGUGUUUUGUUCACUUCAUAUCAUUUAAUACUGUAAGUAGUAAUUAUGUACUACUGGUGAAGUUAAAUUUCUUUUUUUUUCUUGCUAACAUGACUUGAACUGUUACAGUACAUGUUGAAUAAGUAUGGUUGCCUUCUGAGUUGUGUAAGCAUUAAAAUUGUCUGGUUAUGCUCACACUUUGUCUAUAUUCAAUUUCAUUUCACUUCAUGAAUAAAAAGUUUUUGUUCAAAGUGCA